Mangifera indica (mango) is the source of this 1575-nucleotide messenger RNA. RefSeq names its product alpha-1,3/1,6-mannosyltransferase ALG2-like. Lineage: Eukaryota; Viridiplantae; Streptophyta; Magnoliopsida; Sapindales; Anacardiaceae. Gene Ontology annotation, molecular function: alpha-1,3-mannosyltransferase activity; GDP-Man:Man(1)GlcNAc(2)-PP-Dol alpha-1,3-mannosyltransferase activity. The coding region runs from base 201 to 1415 and encodes 404 amino acids. The record is from RefSeq and is a predicted model, not a curated record. The transcript is spliced from 8 exons.
UCAUUUCCUAUGAGUAUGAAUUAAGCGUAGGCUGAAAUUUGGGUGGGGAAAAGUCCUUUCCCAUUGCAUUGCUUUACGCAUCAUCAGGCAUCAUAUUAGCUCGUUGCUGAUGAGUUCUCUGCUCUGUACUCGAACCCAUCUAGCUUCCGUGUCCGCCUGAAGAACGGUAAAUUGCAAGUGAAAACCCAGCAGCAAAAGCAAUGGAGAACAAAGCAAGCAAAAAGCUGAACAUCGCCAUCAUACACCCAGAUCUGGGAAUCGGUGGAGCUGAAAGAUUAAUUGUUGAUGCGGCUGUUGAACUUGUUUCCCAUGGUCACAAUGUUCAUGUAUUUACAGCUCACCAUGAUAGGACUCGGUGUUUUGAGGAAACUCUUGGUGGUACCUUCCCGGUUACAGUGUAUGGAGAUUUCCUACCUCGCCAUAUAUUCUACCGUCUUCAUGCAUUAUGUGCAUAUGUUCGAUGUAUUUUUGUUGCGCUUUGUGUACUUAUCAAUUGGUCAUCAUUUGAUGUUAUACUAGCAGAUCAAGUCUCUGUUGUCAUCCCAUUGUUGAAACUUAAAGGGCCAACAAAGGUUUUAUUUUAUUGUCAUUUCCCGGAUUUGUUGCUGGCUCAACAUACAACUCUUCUCAGGAGUUUAUAUAGGAAACCUAUAGACUUUGUUGAAGAAAUAACAACUGGAAUGGCAGAUAUGAUUCUUGUAAAUAGUAAAUUUACUGCCACUACCUUUGCAAAUACUUUCAAGCAUCUUCAUGCACGAGGAAUUUUCCCCACUGUCCUAUAUCCAGCUGUCAAUAUGGAUCAGUUUAAUGAACCCUGCUUUAAUAAGUUGAAUUUUCUCUCCGUUAACCGUUUUGAAAGAAAAAAGAAUAUUGAUUUAGCACUUUCAGCCUUUGUUAUGCUUCAUAUCCUUGAUGGGGAUCAUAACAUACCUGAUGUUACCUUGACCAUUGCAGGUGGGUAUGAUGAACGCUUGAGAGAGAAUGUUGAAUACUUGGAGGAGCUUAAACGCUUUGCCAUAGAAAACAAAGUGGCGGAUCAGGUUAACUUUGUUACAUCUUGCUCGACAGCUGAAAGAAAUGCUCUUCUAUCUGAAUGCUUGUGUGUCCUUUAUACUCCACAGGAUGAACACUUCGGCAUUGUUCCAUUGGAAGCUAUGGCAGCUCACAAACCUGUAAUUGCAUGCAACAGUGGGGGCCCUGUGGAGACAAUUAAGAAUGGGGUUACUGGAUUCCUUUGCAACCCUACUCCCCAAGCAUUUGCUUUGGCAAUGGGUACAUUCAUCAAGGAUCCACAGUUGGCCAAGACAAUGGGUGAAGAGGCCUGGAGGCAUGUCACAGAGAAUUUUUCUACGAAGACUUUUGGCCAGCGUUUAAAUCGGUUCUUCAACGAUAUUUUUGGGAGUAAGGAAGACUGAGAAUGACUAACAUGCAUGAUACAAUGAUUGUUAUUAAAUUAUAGGCGAAAACUUACUACAGAUAAUUUUGUUCUGAAAAUCUGGCAACAGACUCACAAGACCAUUGACAGUGUUACUGUUUUGGAAGUCAGAAGAUUAUCAUACAACAAAAAGUUAAAUG